UGUUAAAAUUAAAGUGAAUAAUAUUGGUUAGAUCCCAGAUUAUCCAAUAAUAAAAACGCCAACAAAACAAACAACUAUGGUUUGGAAGAAUACGGGAAAAUAUAAAGCAGAUAAAGAUGGUGUUACGACAGCAUCUGGCGAAGGAGCAGGCCGAGAAGACGGUACAGAAAAACGUCUCCAGCGCACACAAAUAAAUGAUGAAAUUGAUGAGCGGUUUGGCUUUAAGCGCUACAAAGAUCCAGCAGAGAAGACGGGAUGGCUUAUUAAUAUGCAUCCAACCGAUAUUCUGGAUGAGAACAAGAGGAUGAUCAGUGCUGUAGAUUAUUACUUCCUACAAGAAGAUGGGUCGGCAUUCAAGGCGACACUACCAUUCAAGACCUAUUUCUAUGUGGCUACUAAACAAGGAUGUGAGCGGGAAGUAGCGUCGUAUCUUACAAGGAAGUUCUCGGGGAAAAUUGCUUCAAUUGAAAGUGUUAACAAAGAAGACUUAGAUCUUCACAACCACCUUGUGGGUUUGAAGCGAACCUACCUUCGCCUUUCAUUUUUGCAUGUUGAUGAUCUUCAGAGCGUGAAGAAAGUGAUUUUUCCUGCAGUUCGUAAAAACAAGGAGCGUGAGAAGCAAAAUGAAGCAUACACAUCUAUGUUGUCAAGCCACCUGACUGGGGAAGAUAGUGAAUUGAUUUCCAAGAAGAUAUCCGACCAGUUGGACAAUAUCAUUGAUAUCAGAGAAUAUGAUGUUCCGUAUCACAUGAGAGUCAGCAUUGACUUGAAGAUCUUUGUUGGUCACUGGUACUCCAUCCAGGGACGCGGCAGUGCGGCUCCGAUCAUUCGCCUCAGAGACGAUCUUGUCGAUAGACCUGAACCUGUAGUGCUAGCGUACGACAUCGAAACAACAAAACUGCCGCUGAAGUUUCCCGACUCUCAAGUGGACCAGAUUAUGAUGAUCUCAUACAUGAUAGAUGGACAGGGUUUUCUGAUCUGUAACAGAGAAAUUGUAUCUCAGGAUGUGGAAGACUUCGAAUACACUCCACGUCCAGAGUUUGAGGGGCCAUUUACAGUGUUUAAUGAGCCUGAUGAAGCUUCAACCAUACAGCGGUUCUUUGACCAUAUUUUGGAUGUUAAGCCGCAUGUGUAUGUUACAUACAAUGGAGACAGUUUCGAUUGGCCGUUUGUGGAGACGCGAUCGGGAUUCCAUGGUAUUGAUAUGUAUCGACAGAUUGGAGUACAGAAGGAUAAUCAGGGAGAAUACAAGUCACGGACAUCAAUACACAUGGACUGUUAUAGAUGGGUCAAAAGAGACAGCUAUCUUCCCGUUGGCAGUCAGAAUUUAAAAGCUGUAGCCAAGGCCAAACUGAGAUACGACCCGGUAGAGUUGGAUCCUGAAGAGAUGUGUCGAAUGGCUAGUGAAGAACCACAGGUGUUGGCCAACUAUUCAGUGUCUGAUGCUGUUGCCACGUAUUACCUGUACAUGAAAUACGUCCACCCGUUCAUCUUUGCAUUGUGCACCAUUAUUCCCAUGGAACCGGAUGAGGUUUUGCGUAAAGGCUCCGGAACAUUAUGUGAGGCUCUGCUCAUGGUACAGGCUUACCAUGCCAACAUUGUGUUCCCCAACAAACAGGAGUCUGCCCUGAACAAACUGACGGAAGACGGACAUGUUCUAGAUUCAGAGACAUACGUUGGCGGCCAUGUUGAAGCGUUGGAGUCUGGAGUCUUCAGAGCAGACCUUCCUUGCAGAUUCAGGAUGGUGCCAGAAGCGUUCCAGAUGUUGAUAGAUAACAUAGAACGAACAAUGAAACACGCUAUAGAGGUCGAAGAAAAGAUCCCCAUGAACACAGUGACAAAUUUUGAUGAGAUUGUGUCUGACAUUUCUGAACGGUUAUCUAUGUUACGAGACUGUCCGAACCGACUUGAAAACCCGAUAAUUUAUCAUCUCGACGUGGCCGCCAUGUACCCCAACAUUAUCCUUACUAACAGGCUACAGCCUCCUGCCAUUGUUGGUGAAGCAACGUGUGCGGCAUGCGACUUCAACAAACCAGGAGCUCAGUGUCAGCGUAAUAUGCCGUGGAUGUGGAGGGGAGAAUUCAUGCCUGCAACAAGAAGUGAGUUUCAUCGGAUUCAGCAGCAGCUAGAAAAUGAGAAGUUUCCUUCGUUUUUCCCCGGACAAGAAUCGAGAGCAUUUCAUCAACUGCCAAGAGAAGAACAAGCCAAUAUUGAGAAGAAAAGAUUAGCUGACUACUGUCGCAAAGCUUACAAGAAAACGAAAGAGAAAAGAAUGGAAGAACGAACAGCGACGGUUUGCCAGCGUGAGAAUUCUUUUUAUGUGGACACCGUGAGGGCAUUCCGAGACCGGCGGUAUGAGUUCAAGGGCCUGACGAAGGUGUGGAACAAGAAACUGGCCGAGGCGAAGGCGUCUAGAGAUGCGGGCGAGAUCAAACGAGCGAACGGGAUGGUUGUCUUGUAUGACUCGCUGCAGCUCGCACACAAGUGUAUUCUCAACUCGUUCUAUGGAUAUGUCAUGAGGAAAGGAGCUCGCUGGUACAGUAUGGAGAUGGCCGGCAUUGUGUGUUACACCGGUGCUAACAUUAUCAAGAAAGCCAGGGAGAUUGUCGAACAAAUAGGGCGGCCUUUAGAGUUGGAUACUGAUGGUAUCUGGUGUGUUCUGCCAGCAACAUUCCCGGAGAACUACGUAAUCAAAACAACCAACUCAAAGAAGCCCAAAGUGACAAUAUCCUAUCCUGGUUCAAUGCUCAACGUCAUGGUCAAGGAUCACUUCACGAACCACCAGUAUCAGGAGCUUGCGGACACGUCGCGUCUCGAGUACACCCUCCGCAGCGAAAACUCCAUUUUCUUUGAGGUGGACGGUCCGUAUCUCGCCAUGAUUCUUCCCGCAUCCAAGGAGGAAGGGAAGAAACUGAAGAAGAGAUACGCCGUCUUCAACUUCGAUGGUUCUCUUGCUGAAUUAAAGGGUUUUGAAGUGAAGAGACGAGGUGAGCUACAGCUGAUAAAGAUUUUCCAGUCUUCAGUGUUUGAGGCGUUCCUCAAAGGGAAGACGCUGGAUGAGUGCUAUGGAGCAGUUUCUAAGAUUGCUGACUAUUGGCUGGAUGUCUUGUACAGCAAGGCUGCCAACAUGCCCGAUUCAGAACUGUUUGAGCUGAUUUCGGAAAACCGGAGCAUGUCGCGGAAACUGGAGGACUACGGAGAACAGAAAUCCACGUCCAUUAGUACUGCCAAACGGCUGGGUGAGUUUCUUGGUGACCAAAUGGUGAAGGAUGCUGGUUUAGCUUGCCGAUUCAUUAUUGCCAGGAAACCGGAUGGCGCUCCCGUCACAGAAAGAGCCAUUCCACUGGCAAUAUUCCAAGCUGAGCCGAGUAUCAAAAAACAUUAUUUACGCAAGUGGCUGAAACAGUCAUCCAUGUCGGAAUUUGACAUCAGAGAAAUUCUGGACUGGCGUUACUACAUAGAACGUCUUGGUGGAACCAUACAGAAAAUUGUCACCAUACCAGCUGCCCUGCAAAACAUCGCAAAUCCUGUUCCGAGAAUUCCGCAUCCUGAUUGGCUACACAAGAAACUUCUCGAGAGAAACGAUGUCUUCAAACAAAAGAAAAUCAGUGAAAUAUUUGCUCCAGUUGCAAGACCUGUGGUAGAUGAAGAUUCCCAGGAGAUCCCGAGUUCACAACCAACAGUGACUGACAUCGAAGACAUUGGGUCUCAGAACACGCAGAGUUCGGUCGGAGCGGUGUCACACAAACGGAAACGGGACGUGUCGGGCGCUGACGGGAAUGAAACGUCACAGAACACCGAGUCUUCUCAAAACUGGAGAGAGCAGCUUGGACCACCGCCACCGAUGGGAACCACUAAAGAAGAAAGGAAGGUCUGGGUUGAGUAUCACAAGAAGAAAUGGCAGCUGCAGGCGAAGGAGAAACAGGAACGCAAGAGAAGACGGACAGAUUUUGACGUGUCUACCAUUGGACAGAUGGCGCCGACACGGGGGCUGGGCGGAUUUCUGAGACGCAAGGCUCGCAGUAUGAUGGACAUGCCUUGGCAGAUUGUUCAGCUGAUGCCAUCAGGUCAUGGAGGUCAGUUCAAGCUGUGGGCUCUGAUUGGUUCAGAUCUGCAUGCCAUGAAGCUGAUCGUUCCUCGCAUAUUUUAUGUAAAUCAGAAGAACCCCAAGGAAGGAGAAGGCGCAAUGUGGCGUAAAGUCCAGAAAACUCUGCCAAGAUCACACAGUGUGUUUAACUUGUAUGAAUACUCGGUGCCAGAAGAUGUAUACGAAGAUCACAUCAAUGACAUCAACGCCGACCUGUCAUCACCUGACAUCGAGGGAGUGUACGAGACCCAGGUUCCGCUGCUGUUCCGCACUCUUGUACGUCUCGGCUGUCUCACCACUGUCAACAGAGAGUUCGCAAACGCCAUGGCGGGAAAGGAAACGGACACAUUUGAGCUUGAGAAUCUUGAAUUCCGAACAAUGGCGCAGUUCUCUUACCUUGAUCCUGGUUCCAUGAAACAUCUCUACCUCUAUCACCACAUAUGUGGAAGCAAAAUAAUGUUUGGUCUGUUUAUGCCAAUGUCAAAGAAGGCGACCAUCUUUGUUGUGGACACUGUGCGUAGUGACCAGAUGCCAAAUCUUACCACUCUCUACAACACAGAGAGAAACGCAAAAGUUGCCAAAGGUUCCGAUGAAGACCUGCUGCCCCCUGGUGGCCACACGUUUGAGUCAAAGCUCGAGAAGGAUGUAAAACAAGUCUACCGCAUGAUUCAGCGUCUGCUCUCUGCAUACAAGGAUGAGAAAAGAGGACCAACGUUUAUUGCAAUACAGUCUCCACAGGAUUUCCAACAUCUGACCUCAGUGAUGCCUGGCCUGAAUGACUUCCCUUUGGUUCCGAUACAUAUAACUGACAGAGACAAUCUGUACAGUGUGCUAGACUGGCAAAGAGUUGGAUGUCGCAGGAUGCUACAACACUACCUAAAUGUGGACAUCAUUCUGCAGGCGAUGAUGGAGCAGUGCCGGUAUCUGCACAUACCAAUAGGGAACAUGCCCAAGGACAUCACUCUGUUCGGAUGUGACCUGCUGUUUGCUCGACAUCUACACAAGUACAACCACCUGCUGUGGUGCUCUCCCACAGAGCGGCCAGAUUUAGGAGGGAAAGAAGCAGACGACAAUAGAUUGAGCAUGGAGCUUGAAGAGAGCUUGACAGUUGAACUCAACAACUCUGGUAGCUACACUACUGUAUGUGUGGAGCUUGACAUAGCCAGCUUGGCUGUGAACACCAUUAUAGAGUCGGCCCACGUGAAUGACCAGGAGGGCGCUAGUGCUGUGAGUUUCGACACCAUGCCACAGACGUCCCUCGAAGAGAUGGUUCAAGGUCAGGGCGCGGCCACGAUGCUGGCCAGCUACGAUGAAACAGCUCUCUGUUCUACAACAUUCAGGAUCUUGAAGAGUGUGGUCCACAGCUGGGUGCGGGAGGUCACCACAUACGGAAAUGUGUUCGCCGACAAUCAGAUUAUUCAUUUCUACAGAUGGAUUCGGUCUCCCUCUGCGUUACUGUACGACCCAGCGCUUCGUCGCAUGCUACACAACAUGAUGAAGAAACUGUUCAUGCAGAUCAUCGCUGAAUUCAAGCGGCUUGGUUCGACGAUCGUCUACGCCAACUUCAACCGCAUCAUCCUGUGUACGAAGAAGCGGCGUCUGGUGGACGCGAUGGCGUACGUGGAGUACAUCACGAACAGCAUCCGGUCGCGGGAACUCUUCCACCUCGUCGACAUGACCUACGAACAGUGCUGGGAGAUGCUUAUGUGGCUGGACCCAGCAAACCAUGGUGGUGUGAAGGGAAAGCUGCCAUCAGUGACGGAUUCAGCAGAAAACAAAGAUUCUGAUGACGAGGACAGCGAGAUGACUGAAGACAAGGAAGAACAAACUAAUUCAGCAGAUACUGAAGACGAGCCUGAGAUCGAGAUGAACUGGAACAUGAUGUCAUUCCUCCCGGAAGCUGCAGCUUGUCAAACCAACUUCAAUUUGAUUGUCGCUGGCUACAUUCUGUCCAUGUACAACCACAUAAUAGAAGAACAGCAGCGAGUUCAGCCCGGAAACACACCUGUCCGUCGCCGUGGAGACAGCAGCCAGUCACAGCAGCCAGCAGUAGACUCAUCGGCCACUCCAUCCACGGUGUCAUUUGCUCAGGAGUUAGUUCAGGGAGAGUUGGCACAGCAGAUGUUUGCCUUGACACAGAAGAUUCAAAAGAAGUUGUCUGGGAACAGAAGUAACCAUGGCAACCUGGCUGUCGAAUUCCCACAGCUUCCUGGGUCUCAUAUACCACUUAACAAUCCUGCUUUGGAGUUUGUCAAGUGUAUUUGUAAGGUUUUAAUGCUGGACAGUAAUAUCACAAUACAAGUGACCAAGCUGAAGCGAGAUCUACUCAAGCUGAUUGGUGUCGGGGAGUUUGCAGCAGAAGCGCAGUUUGUCAAUCCAUGUCUCUCUUACGUCUUACCAGAGGUCAUCUGUAAAAGCUGUAAUGCUGUCCGUGACCUUGACCUCUGCCGAGAUCCUUACCUCAGCCAAGAUGCUUCUGGAUCUCUGUGGGCGUGUGUCCAGUGUAAAGUGGAGUACGACAUCACCGAGAUAGAACAGAAUCUUGUGGACACCGUGCAGCGCAAGUCAAUGGCUUACAUCUUACAAGAUCUCAAGUGUCUAAAAUGCAAAGGGAUAAAAGACAACAACAUGAAAAAAUAUUGUUCAUGUGCUGGUGAAUAUGACAACACUGUUUCACUCGAGGAUUUUGGUCAACAACUUCAAACAUUUAAAGGAAUUGCCAGCUUCUACAAGAUGACAUGGCUCUUGGAACGUGUUACAUGGUUGAUGAACAUGAAUCCAGUGUUGCUGCACUGAUGAACUGCAAAAUUUACAUUUUCAAUUAAAACUCUACACUUUACCAUUUCCAGUCACAGAUACUGCCAAAUAAUCUACAAAGAAAAAGUGCUACAUAGUUCAAACAUAUGAAUCAUCUGUUGCCAUGGUGAAUUUCACGUUACGUCCAGUGUUGUUAUGGCAAUUAAUUCAAAUGGUAAAUAAUGUGGAUCUUGUGUAGUCAUGACGAUACCUCCCGUUAUUUUUUUUUUAAAAUAUAUUUAUAACUGUGUUUAAAAUGUCGGGGACCAAUUUCACAAUACAUUCUAAGUGUAGUAUUGAACACAAACGCAAAUCCACAAAUAAAACACAGUUGAUUUCAUUAGAAACAGUACAACUGAAAUAGAUCAAAACAUAUAUAAAUCAGCUUUUUUUGGUCCAUCUUCCAUAGUUUUCUGUGUGAAAUAUAUGCCAAAACAUUUAAAUGUAUGACAUGUGUAACUGCUAGUUACAAUGUUUUGUGAAAUUGGCUUCAGUUCUUUUUGGACAUAUUUCGUGGUUAGAAGUGUUAGUUGUAUUGAUGUUUCAGAGAUGAAUAUUCUCACGAUUGUCAUGGAAUGCCAGUAUUUAACAGUACCAAAAACGUUUGUUUUCUUUGGUGAAAAGCUCUCGGCAAAAGUUGUUUCAUGUCUAGUGUUUGCAAGAAAACGUGUUUUGUCUUUACUGUUUUACAUGAUGAGCAUUAGCCUUCCUUUGUAAGUUGCAGAUUCUAUUAGACGAUACUGCGACCAGCUAAGUGGGCUCAAACUUAACGACGGCACCAAUGGCAAUUGCCGUCAUUGAGAUAUAAAUUGCUGUAGAUAGAGAGCAUCACCAAUGGUACUUUUGUGCCAUCGGUAAAGCUCCCCAGCAAUGGCAAAAUGUAUACACCUGGUUUACAGUAACUGCCAAUAUUUAACAUUUGCACGUUUGAAAUAUGUUUACGUACAGCAAAAUAACCUUUCAGUCAUGUUUAUUUGCUGCAAAUAUUACUUCAAAAUUUUUUGCGAUAGGCAGGUUCAAAAUUGCUGUCGGUGGGCCAUUUCACCCAUGGCAAAUCUUUUAAAAAUUGUAGUGGGAGACAAAUUCUAAAGUUCGAGCCCUGAGAUAUUGAACAACUCUGAUGACACAAUAAAUCAGAAAGAAAUUACUUUGUAGUAUACUGUUUGAGAUUUAUAUCACAUGGUGAGAUCAAAUUAAGUAAACAGGUUAACUGCUUCUUGAUGAUGACUUACAUAUCAAACCGAAAAACAUCCACUGAAAUUAACAUUGCUGAUAUAUACAAGGAGUAUUAACUGUAGUGCCAGUGCCAUUGAUAGCUUUCUGUUCAGAAAGGCAAUAUUAUUUUAUUAACUUGCCGGGUAUUUGAUAAUAUGCAAGAAAUGGAAACUACAAUUUAUAUAUUUAUAGGUACAAUUUAUAUUUAAAGUUUAUCCAAGUCGAUUUCACUAAUCUAUGCAUUGUCAAACAACCCGUUGUAAGAUAAAUAGUAAUGGCAGUUCAUUAAGUAUUCUCCAUAAAGAAUAUAUCUGAGAGACAUUUGUCGGACUAAUUUGAUUGAUGACAUAUAAACUGAUUACCAUUGUACAUGUAAUAUAUGAUAUUAGCAUACUUAAGCACCUUGUAAAAUAUUUGUUUUGUACAGAGCACAAAAAUUCUAGCCUCAUGUUGCACCACAUAGAUCUGCUGGAUGCAUUUAUUAACUUCAGAACAUGAAGUUCAUUGAUAUUUUAGAGUUUAACAAUUUCCACCGAUAUAUUAAACUAAUUGAAGUUUAGUUGUUGGUGAAAUUACAAAAGCAAUUAUUUUUGUAACAGUUUCUAUUAAGAUAUCAUUUGUAUAUUUGUAUAAAGAGUACAUUCCAUUAGGAAUGGAAUACCAUAAAUAAAUAUUUAAAAUUACAAA
This is a messenger RNA of Gigantopelta aegis, 8785 nucleotides long. Its product is annotated as DNA polymerase epsilon catalytic subunit A-like. Gene Ontology annotation, cellular component: epsilon DNA polymerase complex; nucleus. Gene Ontology annotation, biological process: base-excision repair, gap-filling; DNA replication; mitotic cell cycle. Gene Ontology annotation, molecular function: DNA-directed DNA polymerase activity; nucleotide binding; single-stranded DNA 3'-5' DNA exonuclease activity. The coding region runs from base 77 to 6883 and encodes 2268 amino acids. The record is from RefSeq and is a predicted model, not a curated record. Lineage: Eukaryota; Metazoa; Mollusca; Gastropoda; Neomphalida; Peltospiridae. The transcript has 55 exons.